Penicilliopsis zonata CBS 506.65 is the source of this 786-nucleotide messenger RNA. RefSeq lists its product as hypothetical. The record is from RefSeq and is a predicted model, not a curated record. The transcript has a single exon. NCBI's taxonomy places the organism in Eukaryota, Fungi, Ascomycota, Eurotiomycetes, Eurotiales, Aspergillaceae. The coding region runs from base 1 to 786 and encodes 261 amino acids. Gene Ontology annotation, molecular function: hydrolase activity.
AUGACCUUUCAGAUCGUGUCGGAUCUCCAUCUGGAAGCACCUGCUGCCUAUGACCUCUUCGAAAUCCCGGCCCGCGCCCCCUUUCUCGCGCUGCUCGGCGACAUUGGCAAUGUCAAAGACGCGGGCUUGUUCUCCUUUCUCGAGACGCAGCUGGGCGUGUUCCAGGUCGUGUUCUUCCUGCUAGGCAACCACGAACCGUACCACACCAACUGGACCAGCGCGAAAGAGAGAAUCCACGCCUUUUCACAACGGGUGGCCGAUCGCCCUGGUCUGGGCACGUUUGUCUUCCUCGACAACAGCCGCUUCGACGUUUCCGACCAGGUCACCGUCCUCGGCUGCACGCUCUUCUCACGCAUCCUCCGCGAGCAGGAGAACCGGGUCAGUUUCGGGGUGAACGAUUUCAUCCACAUGGACGACUGGACGGUGGAACAGCACAGCGAGAAGCACGCGGCAGACCUCGCAUGGCUGAAUUCGCAGAUCGCGCAGAUCGCCGCGGCGGAACCAACCAGACAGAUCGUCGUCUUCACGCAUCACAGCCCGACCUUUCUCCCUGAAGCGAUAGCGCCUGCUCAUGCAAACAGCCCCAUCUCGUCGGCAUUCGCGUCAGACCUGUCCGCCGAACCCUGCUGGACAAGCCCGCAAGUCAAGCUGUGGGCGUUCGGACACACUCAUCACAACUGUCGCUUCCAGAGUGGCCAGAAGACCCUCCUCACCAAUCAGCGGGGGUAUUAUUUUGCGCAGGCGGCUGGGUUUGACCCUGCGUUUACAAUAACCAUAGCCGAAUAA